This is a messenger RNA of Cordyceps militaris CM01, 237 nucleotides long. Its product is annotated as Ubiquitin. NCBI's taxonomy places the organism in Eukaryota, Fungi, Ascomycota, Sordariomycetes, Hypocreales, Cordycipitaceae. Gene Ontology annotation, biological process: modification-dependent protein catabolic process; regulation of proteolysis; protein neddylation. The record is from RefSeq and is a predicted model, not a curated record. Bases 1 to 237 code for a protein of 78 amino acids. Gene Ontology annotation, molecular function: ubiquitin protein ligase binding; protein tag activity. Gene Ontology annotation, cellular component: nucleus; cytoplasm. The transcript has 4 exons.
AUGUUGAUCAAGGUGCGAACGCUGACCGGCAAGGAGAUUGAGCUGGACAUUGAGCCUAGCUACAAGGUCUCGCAGAUCAAGGAAAAGGUCGAGGAAAAGGAAGGCAUCCCGCCUGUGCAGCAGCGCCUGAUUUACGGCGGCAAGCAAAUGACCGACGAAAAGACCGCUGCCGACUACGACCUCAACGGCGGCGAUACGCUGCAUCUCGUCCUUGCUCUCCGUGGCGGCCGCCAAUAG